This is a messenger RNA of Homarus americanus (American lobster), 1407 nucleotides long. RefSeq lists its product as uncharacterized. Gene Ontology annotation, biological process: vacuolar proton-transporting V-type ATPase complex assembly. Bases 91 to 795 code for a protein of 234 amino acids. NCBI's taxonomy places the organism in Eukaryota, Metazoa, Arthropoda, Malacostraca, Decapoda, Nephropidae. The transcript has 3 exons. Gene Ontology annotation, cellular component: extrinsic component of endoplasmic reticulum membrane. The record is from RefSeq and is a predicted model, not a curated record.
UUAUCAGUGCAGUACGGCAUUUUUCCAGGCAGCGAAACACAGCUGUUUUUGGUCGCCAGCAAAAACAUAACACAACAAACAGGGUGAACCAUGAGCACAGCAGAUAAUUAUAGUGACAACAUGGCAACCAGCACACAGUUUUCACGAGAGGCACUCUGUGAUGGCCUUGACCAGCUGUCAAUCCAACAGCUUGAACUUAUGGAUCAUCUCAUUAAGAGUAACAUGAGCCUGGAAGAAAGUAUGAGGAGUGGAUUUUUCCUUUUGAGCAAGACACGCUACACUCUUGGCACCAAUGCUGUCUGCUUGCUGCAGUUACCAACAGAUGAGAGUGAAGUGGAGUCUCUAGCUACUGUUGUUAGCUCCCCAGUAGUCUUGGAGAAGUAUGAUGGGGAUAUCAUGUAUCAUAGUGUUGAUACCAAGUUCGUGGAUCCUGUAAUUACAGUAGACAGUGAGAAAGGAAUAAUUAUUUCAGAUGACUCCGAUAAAAAAAUUCAAGGACUAAGGAAGAGAGUGACAAGUGCUGAAGAACAAAAAACUGAAGAGAUAAGUGAUGAAAAUUUUGAAGAACAAAGUGUUAAAAAGGGAAAACCUAAAAUCAUAAACCGUGACCCCAUUCGUUGGUUUUCAGCCCUACCGCCCCAGACUUUAAAGCAUGCUCAACAAGAUUUCAAGGCUGCCAUUAAUUUAAUUGCACAAUGUGCCACAACACAAUUAAAGCUCAGAGCAGUCAAUAAGGAGUACAAACGUUUAUAUGAAAUAAAACAGAAGUUGGACAAAACUGACAAAGAAGAAUAAUUAAAAUUCCAAAUGGUGAUAUAACAUUAGCACAAUUAUUUUUGCAUGUGAUUUUGUAUUGCAAUAUUACAUUCCUCAGUCCUGUAGUAAAUUUCACCAUGAUAAAAACUAACGAAGCUUAAGAGAAAAAUCACAAAUUUGGUAUGGUAUUGUUGACCUCUUUACUAUGGGCAAUGCCUCUUUAAUAUUUUAUUUAGCUAUGCCAGAUUAUGUUAUUCAGCUCAGAGGCAACCCAUACACAAGGGUUAAAUUACUCAGGACUAUUCAGCAUUAAAGGUUUUGACCUUGUAACUUUAUUGGUUUAGUAAGAUAUUAUAUUGUAGCUUCGGUUAAAUAUGCUUACAUUAUAGUGCAAAUAUGUAACAUUCAUACAUCUGAAGUGAUUACUCUUGCAUCAUAUUUGCUUUUUUGUUUAGUAAAAUGAACAAAUUUAUGAAAUAAGGAGAGCUUGUAGAACAGGUUAACUUAAAUGCUUUUGACAAUACUGUACAAGUGCCUUUGUGUCAGUUAUUACAGAACAGAUGCUAGAUAAAUAAGAAAUGCAAGACCAAUUUCACUUUCAUAAAUUCAAUGUAUUGAGGUUUGCUAUUAUUAACAAAUUUCCAGCCUGUA